Benincasa hispida (wax gourd) is the source of this 2160-nucleotide messenger RNA. Its product is annotated as Peptide-N4-(N-acetyl-beta-glucosaminyl)asparagine amidase A protein. NCBI's taxonomy places the organism in Eukaryota, Viridiplantae, Streptophyta, Magnoliopsida, Cucurbitales, Cucurbitaceae. The record is from RefSeq and is a predicted model, not a curated record.
CCUGCACUCGAAAUUUGUUGCAAUGGGGAUAGCAAAACAGUCUUCUAAAUUCAGCAUCCUUCGGUUGGAUUUCAUUCAAUUGAAAAUCUAUUGCAAGAGUAACAAUCUUCACUGCGCCGCCAUUAAUGGCUUCUUCUUCUUCUUCUUCUUCUUCUCUUUCAUCUCUCCUUGUCCUUCUCAUUUCUCUCAUCUUCCUCCUCCUUCCCUUUCAUUCCAAUGCCAAUCUUCACAAAAUCAGGCUCCGCCACUCCGAUCUCCUCUCCGACUCCGGCCUCACAACAACCGCCGACUACACUACUCCACCGACAGUUUUCUUCGAAGUGACCAAACCCAUCGAAACGCCUAAGGCCAAACCAUGCUCUCUCCUCGUUCUUCAGCACGAUUUCGCCUUCACUUAUGGAAAAUCUCCCGUUCUGGCAGAUUACACCCCUCCUUCUCAUUGCUCGUUUACUAAAUUCUCGAAGAUUGUGCUUGAAUGGACGGCCACUUGUCAAGGGAGGCAAUUUGAUCGAAUCUUCGGCGUUUGGCUUGGUGGGGUUGAGAUUCUCCGGAGUUGCACGGCGGAGCCUAGGGCUACGGGGAUCGUUUGGACGGUUCAGAAGGACAUUACGAGGUAUGAUUCGUUACUUUCGAAGAAUCAAACUCUGGCUGUUUAUUUGGGUAAUCUUGUUGAUAAGACUUAUACUGGGAUAUACCAUGUGAAGAUUCAUGUCCACUUUUAUCCUGAAGCUGAUACUGGAGUGUCUUCUGAGAAAUUAGGGUCUGCUUAUGAUUCUGAUUCUAGAGCUGAUUUAAUUUUACCCAUUUCCCGGAAUUUGCCACUGAAUGAUGGAUUAUGGUUUGAAGUUCAGAAUUCAACUGAUGUUCAGUCGAAGGAAUUUGAAAUUCCCCAAAAUGUUUACAGGGCUGUGUUGGAGGUUUAUGUGUCUUUUCAUGAGAAUGAUGAGUUUUGGUAUUCAAAUCUUCCAAAUGAUUACAUUAUUGCAAACAAUCUUACUGAUACACCUGGAAAUGGACCUUUUAGGGAGGUUUUAGUCAGUCUUGAUGGUGAGAUUGUUGGUGCUGUUUGGCCUUUUACUGUUAUCUAUACGGGAGGUGUGAAUCCCCUUCUUUGGAGACCAAUUUCUGGAAUCGGAUCCUUCAAUUUACCCUCUUAUGACAUAGAACUCACACCAUUUUUAGGCCAUUUGUUAGAUGGAAAGGUUCACAACUGUGGGUUCAGUGUCACCCAUGCCUUGAAUGUAUGGUACAUCAAUGCAAACCUUCAUCUUUGGUUGGAUGAUAACUCUGCAAAAACUGAAGGAAAGCUUUUGGAUCAUAUCGUCUCGCCCCCUUUCAUUUCCGUGGAUUUGAACUUUACAGGUCCAGAUGGAACAUUCUUGACAAAGGUAACUAGAUCAGUAUCAUCAACUGGAUGGGUGAAAUCCUCUUUUGGAAUCAUCAAUACUCAAUCAAAUCAAGAUCUUAGUUAUAGUAAUUCGAUGGUGAUGGGAAAUAAUGGGAGCAGCCAAACUGUGACCCAGGAGAUUCAAUUCAACGGUAGUGUUUAUGCCAAGCAGGAAUCUUCUCAUGUUUAUUCAUUCAAAUCUCUCAAAACUUUUCCUCUUUACAUGUACUCAAACACCAUAGAUGAAGGAAAUGGAACUUACCAAUCUAUAGCCAACUUGACAUUGGGAUUCAAUGAGAAGAAAACAGAUGGAUUUGGAUCAUUUACGAGCUCUCUUAAGAAUCUUCAAAAUGGGCAGGGGUUAAUGGUUGUGAAAGGCCAUUUGGUGACAAGUGGGUUGGGAAGUACACAGCAAGAUUACAGAUAUCAUGAUGAUAUACAAUGCUAUUCAAGGAACAUAAGCAGCUCUAACUACACCAUUCUGUAUGAUAAUGUAAAGGAUUUCUGUGGCAGAAAAACUAGAAUCCUCAGAAAGCUAGGGUUUAGAGGAGGGUCAAUUCCUGCUAGAAGGGCUUUUCUAGAUUCAAAUUUGCAUGUUAAUAAUAGUCACGUUUAGAAGAAUAAUCUUCCUGCUAUAUACCGAAUGUUUAAGCUGUCAUUUCUUCAGAGAUUCCUGCAUGCAGGUAAUCCAAAUUAAACUGCUCUCCAGGUUCUCCAAGCUGUAAGAUUCGUAGAUCAAAUAAAAAGUUCUCUCUCUCUCCCUUCUCUCUUUC